AUGGCUAAAAGGGUGUGUCCUGCAUCGGCUCCUCCCAUCAAGAAGCAGAAGUUUGAUGAGCAGAUAGACAAGGGUUUGGAGGAUUGGAUAAGCCAAUUACCUGAUGGAAUUCUUGUUGGCGUUCUGUCUCUUUUGAAGCUGCAAGAACCAAUGGACGAAGUUGUGGACUUAAACUUUGAGGCACACAAUACAUUGGUUGACAUAGGAUGGGAAACUAAGAAAGGAUCAAGUAUACUAGCUGGGUAA
Molecule: messenger RNA, 246 nt
Organism: Dovyalis caffra
Lineage: Eukaryota; Viridiplantae; Streptophyta; Magnoliopsida; Malpighiales; Salicaceae
Source: the annotation of a GenBank genome assembly